GUUGGCCAGGAUGGUCUCGAUCUCUUGACCUCGUGAUCUGCCAACCUCGGCCUCCCAAAGUGCUGGGAUUACAGGUGUGAGCCACUGCUCCCCAUCCUACUGUAGUAACUCUUAAAGCCUUCUAAUAUUGUUUUCUUUAAAAAUGACUUUGACUCUUCUAUAUUCUUUGUAUUUGUAUAUCCGUUUUAGAAUUAGCUUGUAAAUUUCUACAAAAAUCUUGCUGGCUUUUGAUUGGGUUUGCAUUGAAGCUAUAGUUUUAAUUCUGGGAAAACUGAUGUUUUAACAAUAUUCAUGACCACUCUGGGUUGCCACCACCACUGUCACCAUCAUGCCAGCCCCUCAGGUCUUCGUGAGGCCAGGUGACACUCAAGAAUGGGAGACAAGCCAGUUUGGGAGAAGAUUACGUCCAGCUUCAUUCAACAUUACUACUAGUUAUUCGAUAGCAAUAGAACACAGCUAGGCAGAAUUUGCAAUGGUGUGUCAUGCCUAACGUGGGAAGGACAACAGUUCCGUAGGAAAGCUCCCGCUGUGGAGAAGUUGUCUAGCCUUCCAUUCCAGAUCCAGCACAGUGUCACAGCGCAGCACCAUCAGCCCACGCCAGACAGCUGCGUCAUCAGCAUGGUUGUGGGCCAGCUUAAGGCAGAUGAAGACGCCAUCCUGGGGCUCCACCAGAUAUUCCUAUUGAAGAACAUCAACGAUGCUUGGGUCUGCACCACUAACAUGUUCGGGUGUGCCCUGCAUAACUUCAGCUGACCUCUCAGUCAGGCACUUACGCUGUUUCCUCCUCCCUCCUCAUCCCAGUACUAUUCCCACUCCUCCAGAUGCUCCAAAUAUCAUGCACAAAUGAGCAGAGCUGCGGUGGAAGUGGGUGCAGUGCGCUGCUGCCACCAAGGUGUUGGGUAUGAUGUCUGGACUGGUUGCGUCUGAUGGAAGAAGUUUGUGUCGUAACUGCUCAUGCCUUAGAAAGACUUAAGUAAUGCAAAAGGUUGUUCUUUUUUUUUUAAAUCUAUUGACAAGUUGCUCUAGUAACCCAAAGAAUUGAAGGAGAAAGCAGCUGCCUCACCGCCCAGACAUUGAUUUGUUCAGAUGUUUCAAUGACUCGUAAUACUACAAAACCACAAAAUUUUUCUUAAAAAAAAAAAUUCGGUCUUCUGAUCUAUGAACAUGGAAAAUAUCUGCAUUAAAAAUUUUCUAAACAAUAUUUUAUAGUUUUAAGUGCUCAAGUUUAGGUCUUGCAAAUAUUUUGUAAAAUGUAUCCCUAAGUAUUUCAUGGUUUUUGAUGAUACAAUGAAUGGUACUGUGUUUUAAAUUUCUAUUUAUAGUUGGUUGCUGCUAGUACAAUAUAUAAACAUACAACUGGUAUGUGUAUAUUGGCCUUUUAUCCUGUGACAUUUCUAAACCUCCUUCUUGGUUCCAGUAGCUUCCUAAAAGAUUCCUUUGGAUUUUCCACAUGGAUAUUCAUGUUGUCUGUGAAUAAUGAUAAUUUUGCUUCUUCCUUUCUGAUUUAGAAGCCUUUUAUUUACUUUCCUUGCCUUCUUUCACUGAUUGGGACUGCUAGUACAAUAUGGGGGGGGGGGUUGUUUUUGUAGAGACAGGGCCUUGACAUGUAGCCCAAACUGGUCACGAACUCCUGGACUCAAGUGAUCCUCCCGCCUCAGCCUCCCAAGGUGCUGGGAAUACAGGCAUGAGCCACUGAACCUGGCCUCUAUUACAAUAUUCAAUAGAAGUGGCAAGAACAGACAAUGUUGCUCUGGUUUCUAAUCUUAGGGGAAAAUGUUCAGUCUUCACCAUUAAAUAUGAUAUUAAGUGAAGGUUUUUCAAUUCUUCAUUAGAUUGAAGAAAUUCCCUUCUAUUCCUAGUUUGCUGAAAAAUUUUAUUACAAGUGGGUGUCGAAUUUUGUCAAAUGCUUUUCUAUAUUUAUUGACAUGAUGAUAUUGUUUCCUUUUUUUGGCUGAAUAAUGUGCUAAAUCAACAAUGUCGAUUUUUGAAUGUUAAGCAAAUCUUGCGUAAUUCUUGAGAUAAACCCCAUUUGAGCUUAUGGGUUUUCUUUAUGAUUUUCUUAUUAUAUUGCUAAAUUUGAUUUCCUAAUGUUUUGUUAAGGAUUUUUUUUUCAUCUCUGUUUAUGAGGGAUAUUGGUUAAUUUAAUUUUAUUUUUUUUUUUGAGGCGGAGUUUCGCUCUUGUUACCCAGGCCGGAGUGCAAUGGCGCGAUCUCGGCUCACCGCAACCUCCGCCUCCCGGGUUCAGGCAAUUCUCCUGCCUCAGCCUCCCGAGUAGCUGGGAUUACAGGCACGCGCCACCAUGCCCAGCUAAUUUUUUGUAUGUUUAGUAGAGACGGGGUUUCACCAUUUUGACCAGGAUGGUCUCGAUCUCUUGACCUCGUGAUCCACCCGCCUCAGCCUCCCAAAGUGCUGGGAUUACAGGCUUGAGCCACCGCGCCCGGCAAUUUUUUUUUUUUUUUUCCUUACAAUAUCCUUGUCUUUGUUUUGGCAACAGGAUGAU
This is a messenger RNA of Callithrix jacchus (white-tufted-ear marmoset), 2500 nucleotides long. RefSeq names its product nuclear transport factor 2. The record is from RefSeq and is a predicted model, not a curated record. NCBI's taxonomy places the organism in Eukaryota, Metazoa, Chordata, Mammalia, Primates, Cebidae. Gene Ontology annotation, biological process: nucleocytoplasmic transport.